AUGGCUUCAGAUAAUGAAUACAAUAGUGACCAAGAAAAUAUUAUCAAUAAACUUUGUAUCAAAGAAGAGUUAACUUAUCCCUUAAAAUAUCAAGUAAAUUAUGAAUCUAAAAAUCAAUUAGAAGAAAAUAAUCAUAUUCAAUCAAUAGUAAAAGCAGUUAAUCAUAGAAAAAUAUCAAGAGAUUCAUAUAGAGAUUUGGCAAUAGCAGAUUAUUAUUUGACACGUGAAUAUAUAAUUUUUAAUAAACAAAUUGAGAUUACCAAUUAUAUGAAUCAAAAAAUCAAACUUUCAUUGGUGGAUAUGAAAGAAAAAAACAUUUUAGAAAAUAUAGAAUUUGAAGAAUUAAAUAUUACAGAUUCUGAAAUAGUACAAGAAGUUUAA
Diversispora eburnea is the source of this 381-nucleotide messenger RNA. Lineage: Eukaryota; Fungi; Glomeromycota; Glomeromycetes; Diversisporales; Diversisporaceae. The record is from the annotation of a GenBank genome assembly.